Molecule: messenger RNA, 858 nt
Organism: Medioppia subpectinata
Lineage: Eukaryota; Metazoa; Arthropoda; Arachnida; Sarcoptiformes; Oppiidae
Source: the annotation of a GenBank genome assembly
AUGGCCCGUUGGGAGAGUUUACGGCGCGUAUCGCAUAAAGCAAUAAGAUCUAAAGAAUUACCUACACUUGUGAACCAUUCCGUUAAACGUAUGAUAGACCAAAUGAUUGACCGCGAGGGUACUGAUCGACCAUUUUCACCCAUGUUAUUUGAUAUAGAGCAGACUGAAUUGCGCAAGUUUAAAUACAUCUCUACUGAUUUUCUAACUGACCUGGGUAACUCUCUGUAUCUAUACGAGUUUAUACCAGUGAUUCGUUAUUUUAUGGCCAACCCAUUGAUUAAAUACAAGCGCUAUUUUAAGGAAUUGCUAGCUUAUACUCGAGAGAUAUAUAUUAAACAUGAUAAAACACAUGAUCCAAACAAUUUGCGAGAUUUUUGUGAUAUACUUAUCGCCGCCAAACACGAGGCCAUUGCUGAUGACAAACAGACGGCACCCUAUUUUACCGACGAUAAUUUACCAGUCGCUCUAAUUGAAUUGUUUUCGGGCAACUUUUUAUGGAAGAUGCGAACGGGCACUGAAACUACUCAAACAUUAUUUCAAUGGAUAUUAUUAUAUAUUGCUGUUUAUCCGGAUUACCAAGAUAAACUACGCGACGAAAUAAGCAUGGAGAUUAGUGAUCGAGUGCCUGUAAUUCAGGACAAAUUAAUACUAUGUUAUAAUAUGGCAUUUGUGAUGGAAAUGUUGCGCUUUAGAAAUCCCACACCUCUAAGCCUAUUUCAUAAGGCAUUUGUAGAUUGUAAACUAGGUCCGUAUAACAUACCCAAAAGCACCCAGGUCGUACUGCACCAGGCUGGUAUUCUUAUGAAUGAAAAAUACUGGCCCGAGCCAAACCAAUUUAAGCCCGAACGAUUUCUGGAC